Molecule: messenger RNA, 2946 nt
Organism: Paramisgurnus dabryanus
Lineage: Eukaryota; Metazoa; Chordata; Actinopteri; Cypriniformes; Cobitidae
Gene: nfkbib
Product: nuclear factor of kappa light polypeptide gene enhancer in B-cells inhibitor, beta
Biological process (GO): cellular response to tumor necrosis factor; toll-like receptor 4 signaling pathway
Cellular component (GO): cytosol
Molecular function (GO): NF-kappaB binding
Source: RefSeq, a predicted model, not a curated record
GUCCGGUUACAAAAGCAGCUUUGGGAAUUCCCCAGGAAAACACCUACGCAGCCGCACGGCCUUUUCUGGGCAAACUGGGCACAACAGCAAGCCGCUCACAAGGUGAGCAAUUUGUAGUUUUAUAAUGCUCAGGACAUGGAGGGAAUCUGAGGCUUGUGCGACAGCGCUCGCCGCUGUUGUUCGGAAAUUUGUCCAGGAAAAGCUCCUCUAGUUUCCCUAAAACAUCAUCAACGCUGUCAUACUGAAACCGUUGGCGGAUAUCGGUGAAAACAGUGCAGUUGUGUGUUAGGAAAGGUAAGUUAGCUUCUCUCGUUACAACGGCUGACUCUUUUAAGUACGGAAGAUUCAGAUAUAGAUAGAUGGAGGGGACGCAAGAUAUUUACGAUGAAGCACGGAGACAGAAUGCACGGCCUGGACCGAGCUACAUGAUGGCGAAACAGGGAGCGGUGGAUACUGUCCCGGAGGACUGGUGUGACAGCGGGCUGGAUUCCUUCAGUGGGGUCGGACUCGAAUUUGAGGCUCCGUACGUGUCUUACACCGAGGCCGAACAGAUAUGGACACCUGGACGGUCUGUGUCUGACAUACCUCCUCCAGAUGGGUCAGAAAACAGGAGCACCAUGGAAUGUAUGUCGAUUGGCGGCGGGGAGAGACUCGAUUCUGCAAUCGGGGACUCGAUUAAUGAGGACGCGGUGAUGGGAUGUUUGUCUGAUGGCAUUGGUACUAUGAUUCUCAGCGAGCCCGCGAGCACAGAGCCACUGACCGCUUCAAAGCCUGAGGUUAGGCGACAGCGGAGGGAAGAGCUCAUGAACAUGUUGACUUUUCUUUCGGAGGAUGGGGACACGGUUCUUCAUUUGGCGCUGAUUCAUGAACAGUGGUCUGUUGUUAACUGCCUGCUUGAAGAAAUUUCAUUGAACACUAACUGGACUCCGUACUUGGACAUCCAAAAUGACCUGGGUCAGACGGCUUUACAUUUAGCAGUCAUCGUAGACCAGAGUGAGUGUGUUCGGGCCCUUUUGUGCUGUGGGGCUAAUGCAGAGCUUCAAGAGAGAGGGGGUAACACUCCUUUGCAUUUAGCUGUAAGAGAGCAUCGCAUAGAGUGUGUGAGAGAGCUGACCAGCUGUUCACGGACCACCCCAGAGCACCUGAGCAUCACCAAUUAUGCAGGUAUGAGUGCACUGCACAUGGCCGUACAGAGGGGCAAUUGUGACAUCAUCAAAAUGCUGCUGGAGGCAGGAGCAGAUGCCAAUCAGAGGGAUCUUGGCUCAGGUCGGUCUCCAUUGCAUUUGGCAGUGGAAGGUCAAAGGCCAGAAGUAGUGGAGCUGUUAUUAAGUGCUGGUGCAAGGGUGAAUCAGCGCUCAUAUGCAGGCCAUACCCCGCUCUAUUGUGCCCUCUACAGAACAAACAAAGAGGUGCAGGCCCUACUUAGUGCCAGUGGGGCCACAUAUACACAGGAGGAUGAGGAAGAGGAGUAUAGAGAGAGUGAUGAGGAGGAGUUUGAUGAUGUCAUCAUCAAUGGACAGCGAGUUAUGUAAAAAGGACAGUACUCUGGUAUACUCUGGACACUUUCAACUCCAUCUGAUAGAUUUUGGUGUCUGAGUGUACGUGUUGUGGAGGUGUAUGUAUGUCUUGAGUGUGUGUGAAAUGUGUUUUCAAUGGUACACUACGAUAUCACUAUGCUGGUGUGUUUUCAGGCUGCUGGAGUCCAAAAUCGAUUCCUUUUUCGUGAAAGAUGACUUGAAAAAUAUUUUAAAAGUAGCAAACAAAAUAUAAAUAUGGAGGCAGCUUUUAAUUUAGUGAAACUUUUUUGGCUUAUCUUGCGUGCAUCAUAUUUAGCAACCUGACUCGCUACAUAUCAAAACACCUGAUAUGACACCUUACGCUAUGUGUACACUAAAUGCCUGACUGAUGCUUAAUGGUGGAUUCAGUAGAUUCAUGUGAUGAUGACACGUCGCAGUGGUUCUCUUUUUUUUGUUACUAAAUUAUUAGUUGGAUUUUUAGCAGGGAAAAGUUUGAAAAGCAACAAAACUAUUUCACUUAUCUCUAUAGCAGCUAUAAGUUGUGCUUUUCUGUGCGGAUUGUCGCUGUCAUGGUGACUUCUCAGUUGUCCAGUGUGUGCAUUUACAGUGGAUGUUAUUUCUUGCUUUUCCUUGGGCUUAGGAUAGAUGAGAAAUGAGAUGGAUAUGUUGGGUAGAGGGUUGAACAGUAGGCCAGGCAUUAAUAAAAGUGUUUCUAUCUGCAACAAAGUGAGAUUUUCAUAAUUUGUAUACAUUUCAGAGCACUUACUGUAACAUCAGUGCAAAUUAGUUAACUUAGCGACAGCAUUGGACUUCACAGUAUAAUCAGUCACCUCAAACUCACAAAAAAGGGGUGUUGGUCAUUUAGAUUUAACUAAAAUCUAACAGUGAUGCUACAUGUUGUCCUGCAUGAGCAAUUCCAAAUGAUUUAGCAAACACAUGACAGUAAUUUAAUUAUUUAUGGCCUAUUUAAUUUUAAAAAGAUGCAAUCAGAGUUCUGACCGACUGUGUUCAAUUACAGAACGACACUUUCUUUGGUGUCAUUAUGGUUGCAGAGAUUUACUCUCAUCCCUUCAUAACCAUGUUUAAGAUUUUCUGUUUUUCUGGGGUGAACAUGGCGAUAAUGAUUGGUGCCCUCUGUUGAUAAUAUGUUAGGAACUUCUUUAACUUCCUCUGUUGGUUUGACCUUGGAUGCAAGAAAAGAGGACAAAGUAUUUCCGUUUAGAGGAAUUAAUGACAGUGUGGCUUGAAACAAGGAUGUCUUAAAGAUAGCUAUAUGCAGUUAAUUUUCUGAUCGGUGUGUUAUGGAACAGUCUUCAGAGUGUUGGAUCUUUUAUUCUGUACAUAUUUUGCUUUAUUCGGUGAUGGAUGACACGGCUGAAAAUCAUUUAGAAACCAUUGACAUGGACAAUAAACAAAUAAGUAUAAAUGA